CCCCUCCCCUCUUCCAGCGUCCAGAGCCCCCCUGACCUGGGCUUCGAGGUGAUCAGCGACCAAGAGGUGGCCGAAAUCCAGGAGGCCUAUGCCUUGGGGGGGCUGGUGGCGGUGGCGGACCGCGUAGAGGGCAGCCUGGAGGCCCUUUGGAGCACCCAUGUGGACCUGGCCCUCGUCGUGGAGGAAGGGGAGAAGGAGGGGGCCACCCUGCUGAAGGACCUGUGGGGGGUGGAAGCGGAGUCCCCCCCAGAGACCCCCGCUCCACACCCGUUUCCAGGCUACCCUAACGUGACCCUCUGGGAGCUCCCAUUGUGUGACCCGAAGGCUGUGGACGUGGCCCGCUUCGACGCUGUCCUGCUCCUGUCCUCGGGGCCCUUUGGGGAGGGUCUGCUCCACCUGGCGAAUGUGGCGACCGCCCGAGGAAAGCCCUGCUUCUUCAUCUGCUUGGGGGUGGACAGCCACCUGAAUGCCUUGCAAGACAAAAAGGCAAAGGAGGAUGAAGAGGAGAAGGAAGAUGCUCUCUUGGCGGGGCUCCGGGUCAAGUGCCGCUCCCGCCUGACCCAAGCGGGGAUCCCCGCGGCAGAGGCGCCUCUCUUCCUGUUCAGCGGAUGGCAGUCCCGCCACUCAGACCUCCCGGCCUUGGAGGAGGCGCUGGAGCGAGGGCUCCCGGGACACAAAGGCCAGGCUCUGCUCCUGGCGCUGCCCUGCACCUCCCUGGCCCUGGCUGAGCGCAAGCGGCAGGCCUUGCACCGCGAAGCCUGGAAGGUGGCUCUGCUGUCCAGUCUGGUGGCCACCGUCCCUCUGCCAGGACUGGCCUCCGCCUGCGACGUCCCGCUCUUGCUGCGCACACUGUCCUCGUACCGACGGAGCCUCGGCUUGGAUGCCGCCUCGCUGGCCCGCCUCUCUGUCCGCUCGGGAGUCCCACUGCCUCUGCUGCGGAGAGAGGUGCACAGUGCCGUGGGGCGUGGAGUCAGCCAGGAGGCGGUGGAGGGGCUGCUGGCGGGGCAAGGGCCGGGGCACGCGGGGCUGGCCCUGGCCCACCUCCUGGCCCACCGCCUUCCCAUCUGCGGGGCCCUGGCCUCGGGCGGCCUCUCCUUCCACGCCACCUACGCCCUGCUGGGCCACUGCCUGGAAGAGAUGGCCGACGACGCCCAGCGCCUCCUCAGCAGAGCCUGGCAGGGCAGCAGCAGUGUGGGGACUGAGGUGGGUCACCCACCAAUGUGAUCCUUCCUGCAGCACAGGCAGAC
Messenger RNA from Anolis sagrei ordinatus, 1247 nucleotides. The record is from RefSeq and is a predicted model, not a curated record. NCBI's taxonomy places the organism in Eukaryota, Metazoa, Chordata, Lepidosauria, Squamata, Anolidae.